Molecule: messenger RNA, 2186 nt
Organism: Danio rerio (zebrafish)
Lineage: Eukaryota; Metazoa; Chordata; Actinopteri; Cypriniformes; Danionidae
Gene: zdhhc17
Product: zDHHC palmitoyltransferase 17
Cellular component (GO): Golgi membrane; cytoplasmic vesicle membrane; presynaptic membrane
Molecular function (GO): protein-cysteine S-palmitoyltransferase activity; protein-cysteine S-myristoyltransferase activity; protein-cysteine S-stearoyltransferase activity
Source: RefSeq, marked provisional
CCCGUGAUGCUCCGCGUGGUCGAGCAGCAAGAUGGCGGACGCUCUGGUUGGAUAUGAGAAAGAAGCUGGAUGCGUCCCGAUCCUCCAUCCCGAGGAAAUUAAACCCCAGAGCCACUAUAACCAUGGCUAUAACGAGAGCCGCAAGAGCCACGUGGACGACUACAGCACUUGGGAUAUCGUCAAAGCCACCCAGUAUGGGAUAUUCGAGCGCUGCCGUGAGCUGGUGGAGGCCGGAUAUGACGUCCGUCAGCCGGACAAAGAAAACGUCACGCUCCUGCACUGGGCCGCAAUCAACAACCGCGUAGAUUUGGUCAAGUAUUACAUAUCUAAAGGUGCUAUAGUGGACCAGCUGGGAGGAGAUCUCAACUCUACACCUCUGCACUGGGCUACAAGACAAGGUCAUCUCUCCAUGGUGGUGCAGUUAAUGAAGUAUGGCGCUGAUCCGUCUCUCAUCGAUGGCGAGGGGUGUAGUUGUGUUCAUCUGGCUGCUCAAUUUGGUCACACAUCCAUCGUGGCUUACCUCAUCGCCAAGGGACAGGAUGUGGAUAUGAUGGAUCAGAAUGGCAUGACCCCUUUGAUGUGGGCUGCGUAUCGGACACACAGUGUUGACCCGACACGACUGUUGCUGACGUUUAAUGUGUCCGUGAAUCUGGGUGAUAAAUAUCAUAAGAACACGGCUCUACAUUGGGCGGUUCUGGCUGGAAACACAACAGUCAUUAGCCUGCUUCUGGAGGCUAAUGCUAACGUCGAUGCACAGAACAUCAAGGGAGAGACGCCGCUGGAUCUGGCUAAACAGAGGAAAAAUGUGUGGAUGAUCAAUCAUCUGCAGGAGGCCAGACAGGCCAAAGGCUACGACAGCCCGUCAUAUCUGAAACGACUCAAGAUGGACAAGGAGUUCAGACAGAAGGUGAUGUUGGGAACUCCCUUCCUGGUGAUUUGGCUGGUGGGAUUUAUUGCUGAUUUGGACAUUGAUUCGUGGCUCAUCAAGGGUGUGAUGUAUGCGGUGAUGUGGCUCGUCGUGCAAUUCCUGUCCAAGUCUUUCUUUGAUCACUCCAUGCACAGCGCUCUUCCUCUGGGCAUCUAUCUGGCCACUAAAUUCUGGAUGUACAUCACCUGGUUUUACUGGUUUUGGAAUGAUCUCCCAUUCGUCACUAUCCACCUGCCCUUCCUGCUCAACAGUCUGGCUCUUUUCUACAACUUUGGCAAGUCCUGGAAGUCCGACCCUGGUAUUAUCAAAGCAUCUGAAGAGCAGAAGAAAAAGACUAUAGUUGAAUUGGCAGAAACAGGCAGUCUGGAUCUCAGCAUAUUUUGCAGCACCUGUUUGAUACGGAAGCCUAUCAGGUCAAAACACUGCGCCGUGUGCAAUCGAUGCAUCGCCAAGUUUGACCACCACUGUCCGUGGGUUGGGAACUGCGUUGGAAGUGGAAACCAUCGCUAUUUUAUGGGCUACUUGUUCUUCCUGUUGUGCAUGAUCUGUUGGAUGAUGUACGGAUGCAUUUGUUACUGGAGGAUUCACUGUGCCACCAGCUACACUAAAGACGGCUUCUGGAUCUACAUCACUCAGAUCGCCACCUGCUCGCCGUGGAUGUUCUGGAUGUUUCUCAACAGCGUCUUUCACUUCAUGUGGGUCGCGGUGCUCAUCAUGUGCCAGCUCUAUCAGAUUGCUGUUCUGGGCAUUACUACAAAUGAGCGAAUGAACGCCAGAAGAUAUAAGCACUUUAAAGUCACAGCCACGUCCAUCGAGAGCCCAUUCAAUCACGGCUGCAUGCGUAACCUCAUCGAUUUCUUCGAGCUGCGCUGCUGUGGGCUCCUGCGGCCCGUGCCCAUAGACUGGACCUCGCAGUACACAAUAGAGUACGACCAGACGUCCGGCUCAGGAUACCAGCUGGUGUAGCGCAGUGAAUGGACGAGUGAAUAAAUGAACCAGAAAGAGGAGAAGAAGAUAAAGAGGGGAGAGGUUUUCCAGAAGUGCUGCUCACGGGACCAUCUCCUUCAUCAGGAUUAUAACGCAUGCUGUUUUAUCGGUUCGCAUCGAAAACUAAAACCCGCACACCUGCCAUCGACAGCACUACGAGAAGCAGGAAGGGGAGGAGUCUGAUGACAUCACAGCCGACCCCUCCUCCAUUGCUCAGCAGAGACGUUUUCGUGGUUUGUUUUCGCACAUCGGCUUGCGUUCGUUUUAUUAC